Messenger RNA from Trematomus bernacchii (emerald rockcod), 2425 nucleotides. RefSeq names its product SDS3 homolog, SIN3A corepressor complex component (gene suds3). Gene Ontology annotation, molecular function: histone deacetylase binding. Lineage: Eukaryota; Metazoa; Chordata; Actinopteri; Perciformes; Nototheniidae. Gene Ontology annotation, cellular component: Sin3-type complex. The transcript is spliced from 12 exons. Gene Ontology annotation, biological process: negative regulation of transcription by RNA polymerase II. The record is from RefSeq and is a predicted model, not a curated record. Bases 755 to 1615 code for a protein of 286 amino acids.
AACCCCCGAUGGGCUCUGUCUACUUGUUGGAAAAGAAACGGAAGCGCGCUUUAAUUGCGUCAAAUCAGCUAUUUUUCAAUCUAGCGUUUAAAGUGAUCUACAGAUUAAGCUGUUUCACAUUGCCUCCUAAAUUAAAUGUUUAACUUCCUGUUCCCCAAGCUGGAAAGCUCGUAAAACGCGAGCCUCACCUACACGCAGUUGGCAUGCUAGCUACAUAACAAGCUACCACACGACCGCCAAUCAAGUAUCUGCCGAGUCAAGAAACAUUUCAGAAGCAGAUGAUGGAUACUAGCUAAACUGUGUGCAAGCGAAUAACGUCUGCUGAUGCAACAAUUUAACCAACGGUCAAAGAUAAUGAUAUCACCGAACAUUAGUUGUCAUGCUAACCCAGCUAGCCCAUCUAUACUAACGUUCCCCGUGAGGCACCAAUCAGCUUUAACCACAUUAUUGGGCAUAUUGCCUCUAUUAUGUAAUAAAUUAAAACUGAUCAACUCUUACUGCAAGUUUGAUUAAACUAACGUUUGGCAUGUUACGUCGUUGCUGGAAUAAUACAGUUUCCUUCAAACAUAUUCCAAAAGGGAUACAUAGCGUUAAUUAGCCAACCUGCUAAGUAGCGUUAGCUACACGCAUUGACAGAUCGGCAGGCAGGCGAAACCCUGCGUCCUGUGUCCACGGCACUGCCCUUUUCACACUAUUCAGUGAGACAGGACGGAUAGCAGUGAAAGAGAAAAGGAGACAACAGGAAAGCAAGGCGAUGACAGCACAACAAGACACGGAAGAUGCCAGUGAAACAGACCUUGCCAAACACGACGAGGAUGACUAUGUCGAAAUCAAAGAGCAAAUGUACCAAGACAAACUGGCCUCUCUGAAAAGACAGUUGCAGCAAUUACAAGAAGGUACAUUGCAGGAGUAUCAGAAGAGGAUGAAAAAGCUGGACCAGCAGUACAAAGAGAGACUCCGAAAUGCAGAUCUCUUUCUCCAGCUUGAGACAGAGCAGGUGGAGAGGAACUACAUCAAGGAGAAGAAAGCAGCGGUGAAGGAGUUUGACGAUAAAAAAGUGGAACUGAAGGAAAACCUAAUUGCAGAGUUGGAGGAGAAGAAAAAGAUGAUCGAGAAUGAAAAAUUAACAAUGGAGCUGACGGGAGACUCAAUGGAGGUAAAACCUAUAAUGACUCGGAAGCUGAGGAGACGGCCCAAUGACCCGGUCCCAAUACCAGACAAACGGAGAAAACCUGCACCAGCUCAGCUAAAUUAUUUGUUAACAGAUGAUCAGAUAAUGGAAGAUCUAAGAACACUUAAUAAGCUUAAGUCACCAAAAAGGCCAGUGUCUCCCACGACUCCAGAGCACGUCCCCUCCGCCCCCAUGGAGAGCCCCUCCCAGCGGUACGAGGCUCGCAUCGAGGAGGGGAAACUCUACUACGACAAAAGAUGGUACCACAAGAGCCAGGCCAUCUACCUGGAGUCAAAGGACAACACAAAGAUUAGCUGUGUCAUCAGCUCAGUGGGGACCAACGAGAUAUGGGUGAGGAAGACGAGCGACAGUACAAAGAUGAGGAUCUACCUGGGUCAGCUGCAGAGGGGAGCGUUUAUCAUACGUCGAAGGUCGGCUGCAUGAAACAUCGCCCCGCCUCUCCCCAUCUGUCCAUUCAUCCAUCCAUCCAUCCAUCCAUCCACCCGCCUUCCUUAAUGGUGCAUCUCAGUUUUACUUAUUCUUCAUCAUAGACACUACCCCCUUAUGACACAAACAUACACACACAGUCUUCUGUGAUCAAGAACAAUUGCAUCUGUUUCCUACAACCAAAUGACAGUACAGUUAAAGUUGUCAUAACUGACUGCUUUCCAGCAUUAUUUGUCACUAUGUGGCAUGUGUGUGAAGUGGUCAUAACAGAGCCUGCUUUAUUUCUGUCUCAUGCUGUCAACACAAAUGUUUUUUUAAAACACACAUUGUCAUUUACCUUUUAUAUAUAAGUUAUUUUUCCAUAUGUUGUUGGUCAAGUGGCCCCGCAGAAACUGUCUUCAAGCUUUUAAAACUCUCUAAUGUGAUGUGUAACUGGACUGAGACACAAAUUAAGAAUUACUUCAGGUUUAUCAUGAAUCAUGUGACCGACAGUUUUUCCCUACACCAGGAGUCAUGCCAUUUACAAAAGAAUAUGUCUUUUGCACUGUCAUAAAAAAAACGGCAUCUUGCUAUGCUGAUGUUCUUUUCCCUAAUAACUUGUUCAAAAGCCCAAUGUAUUAAAACCCCAAAUUUCUUAUUUGAAAAUGUAUUUUAUGGAUAUUCUGUUAUUUCUUUGCCAUUGUAUGCGAUCUCCUCCAUAUGUGAACCAUCUGGAAAAGUUCAGCUGUAUUUGCAUGUGGAGCGCUACGUUGACUGCUGAUUUCUACUGUGUUCCAUUUUAUUAAAAUGUUUUCUGCAUUUUAUUAA